CGCUCAUUAGUGAAGUCUUGCUGCAUUACUCAUGUCACUCGUACUAGUGUAGGAAGUUAGUGAAAGCACUGCUGUGAACACAUGGGAUGUUUUCUCUUUGAUCCAAAACGUCUUUGGUUUAAAGGAAAUGGAUUAAACCCUGAGCUCAGGUCUUGAUCACAAGCCAGCUCUAGUGUGUGAGAGAGAGGCCUUUACGACCAACUUGCGAAAUUCACACACUCCAACACCCUUCUCAUGGAGGACAAAAAGUCUAUGAUUGGCAGUUUGCGCCAAAAAGCCAAACUCUUUCGAUACUCGCGGGUUGGCAACGACAAAAACCCCAACAAGCCGGAGGUGAGGGAAGAGCGUUUGUUGGACCAGCGGAUGAGCACAUCUGUCAUGGACGUCCUGCAGAGGAGUCGGAUGUCCUCCCUAAAAAGCCCCACCCACCAGCAGCCAGCUGACCUCCGGACAUCCUCUGCCUGCAACAGUAGCCCAGACUCCCCCCUCAGCGUGACUCUGCGAAAGAGAGGGGGCGGCACCGGCCUCUCUGAUUCUCUAGACUCGACCGGCUGGCUGUCACAGGAGCCAGUCACGGAUGCCCCAUGUGAACACAACAUCUCCAAGUCCACAGAUGAGAUGGAUCAGGUGCUGCGUUUGAGGGACACGCAGCUUCCUUCAUCAGAGAGCUUGGCUGAGAAGCCGCAUUUCAACAGAAAUGGUUCAGAUACGUUCUCCAUACAUGACAACGAGCACAAUAAUAUUCUGGACAUGAAGACCGAAUCAGCUGGAGUGAAUGAGCAUCAGAGGGAAGCUCAGAGAACGUAUCUGCUCACUAUAAACCUGAAGGAGGGCCAUGGACUGGUCAUUAGAGACCGCUGUGGCACAAGUGAUCCGUACGUGAAAUUCAAGCUGGACGGAAAGACCUUGUACAAGAGCAAAGUGGUGUAUAAGAAUCUCAAUCCUGUCUGGAAUGAGUCCUUCUCCUUCCCGAUCCGCAGCCUGGACCAGAAACUUUUCAUCAAGGUUUAUGAUCGAGAUCUGACAACGGAUGACUUCAUGGGGUCCUGCGGUGUUGAGCUGAAUAAACUGGAACUUGAAAAGAACAGCGAGAUGGCGCUUCCAUUAGACGACCCCAACAGCCUGGAGGACGAUAUGGGUGUCAUAGUCAUCGAUAUCUGCUUAUCUGUGAGGGACGGCAAAAACAAAAAACACAGAUGGGCCCAAAGGAAAAAAAGGAGCCUCACG
Messenger RNA from Sinocyclocheilus rhinocerous, 1227 nucleotides. Its product is annotated as multiple C2 and transmembrane domain-containing protein 2-like. The transcript is spliced from 8 exons. Lineage: Eukaryota; Metazoa; Chordata; Actinopteri; Cypriniformes; Cyprinidae. The annotation marks the transcript as partial. The record is from RefSeq and is a predicted model, not a curated record. Gene Ontology annotation, cellular component: synaptic vesicle membrane. Gene Ontology annotation, molecular function: calcium ion binding. Gene Ontology annotation, biological process: regulation of neurotransmitter secretion.